AUGCUUGUUGAAACCCGUAGUAACUUACUUGGUGUAACUGUAAAUCCACGAAAUCGAGAAUUGAGUUGUGGUGGCAGAUCAGGUGGAGAAGGAAGUCUUGUUACAUUAAAAGGAACCGAUGGUGGAAAAGACGUACAGGUUGCUCUUGAUCUAAGUGGCGAACCAAAACAACCAGAUGUUUAUAUUAGAUCAAAAGAAAUUGAAUUGAGAGUUUAUGAAAAUUGGCAACUCAACUUAGCUCGUAUUGCCUAUGCAACGAGAUAUCUUGAAAAAUGUAAUAAGACGUGUCAAAGAGCUUCCACAGGUCAUUUAGUCGAUGGAAUCAUUUCAGCUGUUUUGGCACUGCCUACCUAG
Messenger RNA from Rotaria sp. Silwood2, 354 nucleotides. The record is from the annotation of a GenBank genome assembly. Lineage: Eukaryota; Metazoa; Rotifera; Eurotatoria; Philodinida; Philodinidae.